AUGAAUGUGUUGAAGCUGAAGGCGGUGUCAGGUGAGAACCCUAUUAACGACACUGUGAAAAGGGAAACGGUGGAUCUCGGAAACGGAAGCGACGUCGUAUACAUUCAGAGGCUAAUCCCCUCCGAUCAGUCAUGGAAAUGGUUUCAAUAUAUCGACAAACACAUCCCAUGGACUAGACCCACCAUUCGUGUCUUCGGAAAAUCUUUCCUUCAGCCUCGAGAUACAUGUUAUGUUGCAACUCCAGGAAUUACCCAGUUAACUUACAGUGGAUAUCAGCCGCAUGCAUAUUCUUGGGAUGAUUACCCACCACUCAAAGACAUGUUGGAUGCUGUCCAUAAAGCUCUCCCUGGGAGUAGUUUUAAUAGCUUACUCUUAAAUAGGUACAAUGGUGGCAAUGACUAUGUUGGUUGGCAUUCUGAUGAUGAGAAGCUUUAUGGACCAACGCCUGAAAUUGCGUCUCUAACUUUCGGAUGUGAACGUGACUUUGUUUUGAAGAAGAAGCCAUGCAAAAAAUCUUGUGAUGUAAGUGAUGAACCUGCCAGCAAGAGAUUAAAGAAGGGUAGCCAUGAUGCUGAUCAGCAUACAUUUAGACUUAGGCACGGGUCCCUUUUAGUGAUGAGAGGCUAUACCCAACGAGAUUGGAUUCACUCUGUGCCCAAGCGUGCAAAAGCUGAAGCUGUACGCAUUAACCUUACCUUUAGGCGGGUUUUCUGA
Sphenostylis stenocarpa is the source of this 714-nucleotide messenger RNA. Lineage: Eukaryota; Viridiplantae; Streptophyta; Magnoliopsida; Fabales; Fabaceae. The record is from the annotation of a GenBank genome assembly.